ACACCUCCCAGCUCCGAGCGACUUUGCUACACUGCACUGCACUACACAACACAACACACACACAUACAUACACACAUACACCAUGGGAGUGUGGGCUGCGCUGGUGCUGCUCUCCGCUUGGACUCUCCUCUUGUGCCCCGACGCAACGGCCUGCGGCCCGGGCAGAGGCUACGGCAACAGGCGCAGGCACAACCGUAAACUGACGCCGCUCGCCUACAAGCAGUUCAUCCCCAACGUGGCCGAGAAGACCCUGGGGGCGAGCGGCAAGUCGGAGAGCAAGAUCAACCGGAACGCGUCGCGCUUCAAGGACCUGAUCCCCAAUUACAAUCCCGACAUCAUCUUCAAAGACGAGGAGAAAUCCGGAGCGGACAGGCUCAUGACACAGCGUUGCAAGGAUAAGCUGAAUGCGCUGGCCAUAUCGGUGAUGAACCAGUGGCCGGGAGUCAGACUGAGAGUGACAGAAGGCUGGGAUGAAGACGGCCACCACUCGGUGCAGUCGCUGCACUACGAGGGGCGUGCGGUGGACAUCACCACCUCGGACCGAGACCGCUCCAAGUACGGCAUGCUGGCCCGCCUGGCCGUCGAGGCUGGCUUCGACUGGGUCUACUACGAGUCCAAGGCUCACAUCCAUUGUUCAGUGAAAUCAGACCAUUCAAUGGCGGCCAAGACGGGCGGCUGUUUCCCCGGCAACGCCAGCGUGCUGAUGGCGGACGGAAGGAGGAAGAACGUGUCGGAGCUGCAGGCGGGAGACCGGGUCCAGACGGUGGACAGCGGGGGCCGCCUCACCUUCAGCCGCUUCCUCACCUUCCUGGACCGGGAGCCGGAGGCGGUGAAGCUGUUCCACGCCAUCGAGACGCGGGACCCGCCGCGCCGGCUGCUGCUGACCGCCGCCCACUUGGUCUUCGUGGCGGACAACCACACCCUGGACCUCGGGCGAUUCCGGCCCGCCUUCGCCAGCGAGGUGCGGCCUGGCCAGUACGUGUACACGGCGGGCGGCGGCGGCGGCAACGGCAGCAACGGCAACGACCACCGGGGGCCGGCACGGGUUACGGCGGUGACUGUCGGGGCCGGGGUCGGGGCAUACGCCCCACUCACCCAGCACGGCACGCUGGCGGUGGACGGCGUCUUGGCCUCCUGCUACGCCGCUGUGGACGCACACGACCUGGCGCACUGGGCCUUCGCCCCGCUCCGCCUCUGCUACCGGGUGUCCGCCAUCUUAGGAAGCAAAGCACCCCCCCCGCCGAAGGCCCACUACCCGCAUGGCGUGCACUGGUACUCCCGGCUACUCCACCGGCUGGGCAAGCUCCUGCUCAGCCCCGGGCGCUUCCACCCGUGGGGAGUGGCGCAGGGUUGAGCCCGGGAUGGGGGGCGGAGAACGCAAGGAGGACUUCUUCACCCAAGGGGGAGUAAAGAGGGGCGCGCAGGAGCCUACGCCUGGUGUGCGUGUGUGCGUGUGUGUCCCCAACCUCCCCCAUCACCACCACCGCCACCCCUCACCACCCCUGCAAGUGAACAAGGGGAGGGGGUACAACUCAGGCAAUCGGGGAGAACGUUCCCCAGUGUGUGUGUGCGUGCGUGCGGACUGACCCCACAACUGAUGGACCAUGGCUUCAAGAACACCCUUCCUCACCCAAGGUUGGAAGAAGACCUCCAGGUUUUCUACUGGAGCUGAGAUUUGGAACGAAGGACAAAACUCUCGCCUAUGUUGUCCUUGACUUUGACCGAAUUAUCCAGAGACCUCCCUUGAGACAAAGAGGUCCACCUUCAAGGGUUUGCUCCUUGCCGGAGACACGGUGUCGAAAGGAGCUGAAGAUAACUGGAAAUGUGUGGACUCAGUCUCGAAGCCGAGACUGGAAGCCAAGUGCUCUGGCCUUAUAGCUAUCGUUUGCAGUAUUUGUGAUACAUCAAUGGCGUGCCCUCACGGUACGGGAACACUGGUACACGGGCCCUGCUCUCGGACGCAGCGGCGGACGCUACAAACAUUGGGCAGAUGUGGGAAUUUAAUGACGAUGGAACAACUGACAACGCAUCUGGAACAGGUGUAUGACUCCCAAUACCACAGAUGCAUAUCACCCAGUGCAGGGACUUGCGUUUUGGAAACUUGAGGGGGCUGUCCCACUUGGCGAUUUUUUUUCGGCCACUGCCGGCAUCGUAUCAGCGUUUCGCCGGAAGAUUUUGAAUGUUUCGAAAUCCAGCGGCGAGCAAAAGAAAUGUCGCGACACGUGAAAAAAAAUCGGCGCACGUAUAUCCGCCGUCAUGUUUGGCGAUCUGACACUGACACGUCAGCCAAUGAUGCCGGGCAGUCGCCGAAAAAAAUCGGCCAAGCCCUUCACAGUGUGGAAACAUGCCCUACA
Leucoraja erinaceus (little skate) is the source of this 2354-nucleotide messenger RNA. Its product is annotated as indian hedgehog protein-like. The transcript is spliced from 3 exons. Gene Ontology annotation, molecular function: calcium ion binding; patched binding. Gene Ontology annotation, biological process: cell-cell signaling; regulation of gene expression; intein-mediated protein splicing. The record is from RefSeq and is a predicted model, not a curated record. Lineage: Eukaryota; Metazoa; Chordata; Chondrichthyes; Rajiformes; Rajidae. Bases 83 to 1354 code for a protein of 423 amino acids.